Iphiclides podalirius (scarce swallowtail) is the source of this 249-nucleotide messenger RNA. Lineage: Eukaryota; Metazoa; Arthropoda; Insecta; Lepidoptera; Papilionidae. The record is from the annotation of a GenBank genome assembly.
AUGCGCAGUGGACCGCUUCUCUCGCUCGAGUCGGGGCCUAGUUCAGUCGUAGCUCGCUCGUCGAGGGCACUCGACCUUUCAGCGAUACCACUAUCGGCGCAUUUCACUCGGAGUGACGCGCACCGCACUAGGGCAAACAACAAACAACCGGCGAGGAUCUUCGUCUCAAUCUCGUUCUGCUGCCAGUUGACGGAGACGAUGGCGAAGAGCGCAAGUAGGUACAUAGGUAAGGAGCUCAAUCAAAAGUUG